AUGAAUAUAGAACUGAAUCCACUUUUAACGACAUCGGACUCAGACUCGGACUUAUGUAAAGGACCUGCUGUGAGAAAGAUGCCAUCAGAUUGUUUCGAGAACAUCAUCAAAUAUCCGCGAGCGGUUCUCCGGAUACUCUUUGUGAUAGUCAAUAACAUUUAUUGUAUUCCCACAUACCUCAUAUGGAUGUUUCUCCUUUUGCCCUUAAGAAAACUCCAUCCUGACACUUAUUAUUGGAUUGAAGGAAAAUUAUUUCAUUGGCUUCUGGCAAAUGUUGCAAUGUGGAGCUACAUGGCAGGUUACGACAUGGUUGAAGUAGGUGAUGAUAUAACGCCAUGUUUAGAUCAACGUACUCUCGUGCUAGUCAACCACCAAUCUACAGCUGAUGUGCCUUUGCUAAUGACAACGUUUAACACUAAACAAGAGGUGUUACCGAACAUCAUGUGGAUUAUGGAUAAAGUUUUUAUGUACACAAACUUUGGUAUUGUUAGCAUUAUUCAUAAGGAUUUCUUUAUUGGAUCGGGUCCAAGGCAUCGAGAGAAAGCGCUCGUAGAACUUCGCGAGCAUAUUGAGAAAGCUUACAUUCCAAGAAAACGAGAGUGGAUGGUUUUGUUUCCUGAAGGUGGAUUUUUGAGAAAAAGACGUGAAGCCAGUCAGAGAUUUGCUAACAAGAACAAUUUGCCAGUGCUUCAUCAUGUAACAUUGCCAAGAAAUGGGGCAAUGAAAACAAUCAUCGAUGUUCUUGGACCAGGACAAGAUGAAGAUCCCGCCGCUUCUACGACACCCCCACAGUCAAUGAAGGAUAUAAAUAAAGUGAUAAAUGGUGAUUCUGAUGAAUUUUAUAUUGAUAACGAGUACUCGAAUCAACAAACACCACCAACAACACCGUUACGCAACGCUUACAAUGCAAACAACAACCAUAACAACAAUAAAACGGUUCAGAGGAUUAUCAGCGACGAUGAGAAUUUAAAAGAAAAAAUUGGUGAAGCUGAAAUAAGCUCGAAAAAGACUCUCAAAUAUGUAUUGGAUAUAACAAUUGCUUAUCCAGAUGGAAAGCCAUUAGAUCUGCCAAAUAUUGUCACGGGAAUGAGAAGGUCUUGUCAAACACAUCUUUUGUAUCGUUUAUAUCGAUGUUCUGAGGUUCCACGUGAAGACGAAGCACUGACUAAGUGGUUAUAUGAUCGUUUUAUCGAGAAAGAAGAAUUAUUGGAUAAUUUUUAUAAUACUGGAUCGUUUGCUUAUCCAUCAGAAGUUCAACCAACAGUUGUGCACCAAGACUUGUUGCGUUUCUUCUUAAUUCACUUAUUUUUCAUCACAUCAUCAUAUCUUCAUUUUCAAAUGAUCACAAUGCUCAGCAAUCAGCUGCUUUAGGAUGUUUUGAACCCAAUUUUAUGCGUCACUGGCAUUUGGAUCUCAUCAGUGAAUGUUUUUUGAUUAUUUUUCUUUCGAGUUUUCCUUUUUUUGUUUCGCUGAAAUUAUUACGGCAGCAUAAGAAAACGAACAUGAUCAAUGAAUUUUUUCCACACAAUAUGAACAGAGCUUUGUAUGAAUGAAAAAAUGGAUCUGACAACUUGCUUUACAUGUUUUCAUUCUUUCUCUCUUCUCAGUAUAAAUGUAAAACGUGUCGUCCCUCUGUUCUGAUGACGAAGCUUAGAUAUCAAUGUGACAGGUUGUAAAUUAAUAAUAAAAUAUUUAUGUACUCCUGCUGACCAUUUAAUUUAUUAAUUAAUUGUCCAUCACAUGAUGCAAUUCAUUCUUAAGUGAGACAUUUAUUUUCAUCCACGCUUUCUUUCAAUUGCUUGUUAAGAAAAAAACAAAAACGUGAUGUCUUAAAUGUUGUGUUAUUUAAUUAAAAACCAUAAUCAUGACUCAAAUCAAUGCCCAUUAAAAAGAGAGAAAGAAAGUUGUAAAUAUUUUUGUGGAUAAUGUUGACGGAUGAAUUUAUUCGCUCAACUUUAUAUUUUUAUUAUCUUUUUAAUUUUAAUCUUAUUAGCAUUUAAUCAAAGCCAGAAACAAGAAAUGAAAUAAUUAUUUAAACAAUAGAAUAAAUUUAAUCACUGAAGUGAAUUGUCAAUUUGUGAAAGUGGCGAGAUGAUAACAAACAAAUAUCUCCGACUAAACGAUUAACUGUUGAAUUCACUGAGCGAAUCACUUAAUUUUUUUCUAAACUGUUAAGAAAAAAAACAUAAAGGAACUUAGAUAACUAAGAAAAUAAAUGGUUUUCUCUCUGAUGCUCGAAUGACAAUGAAUUGAGAUUACAAUAAUGACAUGUACCUAGUUAUUAUGUAGAUCCAACGAGUCAUCUCUUCUUAAUUAAAUCAAGCGCUUUAAAAAAAAAGAAUUUUUCAUAUGAAAAAGAAAUUACUUUUGAAGUUUGAUGGAAGUUAAAGUAGAACAGGUCAGACAUACAUAGAAAUUUGUAAAUAUUUAAGAGAAACUUUUCAAAACGAAACAAAUUAAAUAAAGAAACCAAACAUGAGUUUGUCAAAUAAAUAAAAGUGA
This is a messenger RNA of Clunio marinus, 2502 nucleotides long. Lineage: Eukaryota; Metazoa; Arthropoda; Insecta; Diptera; Chironomidae. The record is from the annotation of a GenBank genome assembly.